GAAUCGAAUUAUGUCUCAGAACAUCUUCAUGAAUGGAUUGAUCUUAUAUUUGGUUAUAAACAAACAGGAGAAGCAGCUAUAGAUGCAUUGAAUGUAUUCAUGUAUUGUUCAUAUGAAACAGCAGUUGAUGGUAAUACUAUUGAUGAUGAUGUAACACGUGAAGCUAUUGAUAGUAUGAUACAAAAUUUUGGACAAAUUCCAUCACAAUUAUUAACUGAACCACAUCCACCACGACAAACACGUGAACAAGCAACAUUUCAAUUAGAAUCACAAGGACGUCCAUCACAUAUAUUUCAGAAUUUAAAUAAUAUAAAAGCAUUUUUUGUUGAAAUUCUUCCACAUGAGGAAAAAUUAUUUAAUCCAAUUAUAUAUAUUUCUAUUCCAAAAAAUCAACUACGAUCUUUUAUACAUCAAGGUAUACCUGAUGUACUUAUUACUAUUAAUACUCAUGGUGUUAUUGGAAAUAAUGGUUGGCAUCCAUAUGAUCGAUCAUCAAAUAAUUUUUUUACGUUUGAACGAGAUCCAACAUUAUUAUCUGAACGAAAUCGACUUAAUACGACUGCACCAUUUUCACCUUCAAUAGAUAUUAAUUCACGUCUUUUUGCUGUUUCUCAUGAUGCUAAAUUUAUUUAUAGUGGUGCUCAUUGGGAUUGGUCUUUACGUACAUAUUCAAUAACUAAAGCAAAAACAAUUAAUUCUAUUGUUCAUCAUACAGAUAUUAUUACAUGUUUGACAUUAGAUUCAACUGGUUAUAUUCUUAUUACUGGUUCACGAGAUACAACAUGUAUUAUUUGGUAUUUAACAUUAAAUGAACAAGAUUCAACAACAUUUACUUCACCAAAAAUAACACUCUAUGGUCAUACAGCUGAAGUUACAUGUGUUGCAGUUUCAUCUGAACUUGAUCUUGUUGCUUCAGGUUCGUUAGAUGGUACUUGUAAUAUGUAUACAAUGGAACAUGGAAUUUAUGUACGUACAUUACGACCAACGAAUAGUAUUAAUGAUCCGAUUGUAAAUUUAAAAGUAUCUGAUGAGCGACAUAUUCUUAUACAAACAGAACAUGAUGAUACACAUUUAUUUUUAUAUUCAAUUAAUGGUCAUCUUAUUCGUACACGAAAAUUUGAAUAUCAUGUUGUUGAUAUGCUUUUAAGUGAUCAAUAUAUUAUACUUGCUGUUAAUCAUAGUUCACCAAUCGAAAAAAGAUCUGAAUCAACAUCGUCAUCAUCAUCAUCAACACAAACAUCAGCAGUAAUUGCAAGAGUUAUUAUAAAAGAUAUGUUUGAAAUGAUUACUAUUCAAACAAUUCGACUUCGAACAGAAAUCAAUUGUCUCUAUUUAACAAAAGAUUAUAGUCAUUUACUUGUUUCUGUUAAGGAUGGAAAAUUAUUUGUCUUAACAGCAGGAAAAAAACGAGCACCACGAAGGUUAUCAAAAUUUGAAAAAUAA
This is a messenger RNA of Adineta steineri, 1443 nucleotides long. The record is from the annotation of a GenBank genome assembly. NCBI's taxonomy places the organism in Eukaryota, Metazoa, Rotifera, Eurotatoria, Adinetida, Adinetidae.